GGAGAGCAGUACACCUCUGCCGCUCCGAACUAAUCAUAAUCGAUAUGUACGGCAUGCUACUAGAGAGUGUCCAACAUUUCGUUCAGCUGGAAUAUGGAGAGCAGAUUUGGUACCGAGUCCUCGAACAAGCCAACUGCAAAUAUAUCUGUUUUGAAACUCACAAAGUUUACCCGGACAACAUCAUGGCAUCGCUUGCGGCGGCAUGCGCCGAAGUUACUUCGGCUUCGUACGAUAGUUUCAUGAAUUUUUUCGGGAGGUGCUUCGUAAGGUAUUUUUCAACUUUGGGCUAUGACGUGACUGUUAAGGCUACUGGGAGAUUCUUUACGGAUUUUCUUCAAAGUGUGGACAAUAUUCACUCGCAGUUUUGUUUUACGUAUCCGAAAAUGAAAAGUCCGUCUAUUUAUUUGACGGAUAUUGAUGCCAGUGGGUGUAUUUUGGUCUACCGGAGCGGGAGGCAGGGUUUCACCCAAUACGUGAUGGGUCAGCUGCAACAAAUUGCCAAAGAUUUUUAUAAUCUUCAGGUUAAAGUAAGGGUCUUGGAUAAGGCUAGCUCGGCGGCUGGUUCAAAGUGUUCGGUUAUUGUUACUUAUAGACUGGAUUUCGACAACCGACCUUAUAUGCAGUACAAGGCAAAACGGACGUCUUUCAACGAAAUCAAACGAUUUUCUCCAUUUCCGUGCUCCCUCCUGUUGGAACUAUUCCCUUUCGGGAUUAUAAUCAAUCCCGACAUGAAAAUUAUGGGCGUGGGUGAAAAACUGGCCGAAAUUUGGAGCAGCAAGGAAACUUUUUUAAGUAAAUCAGUAGGUUGCUACUUCAAGUUGCGACGUCCUAAAGGCAUCACGUUUUCAUGGAAGAACACGCGCAAUUUGCAAUCCGUAAUGUUCGAACUAGAGUGUAACAGGGGCUCAGGUAACUUCAUUUCUCGCGAACACCCAGACUCCAAUCGAUCGUCGCCUUCCGAACUCAAAAACGUGCUCCUGAAAGGACAAAUGAAAUUUAUUAGCGACAUCAACGCCAUCAUUUUCUUGUGCAGCCCAAUAAUCAACGACCUGGACGAGCUUCCGGAGCAGGGGUUGUUCUUAAACGAUUUAAACCAACACGGACUUAGUAAAGAGAUGGUUUUAGCAGGAUGGCAACACAACUCGAAACUCGAAAUAAUGUUCGACAAGGAGGCACAAAGAUCCGACGAGCUGGAAAAAAGUUACGAACUUCUAGACACUUGGAAGCGCAGAGGCGACGAUCUUUUAUAUUCCAUGAUUCCUAAAACUGUGGCGGAUCGUUUGCGAACGGGAGAUUCACCCUUGAGCACUUGCGAAUCUUUCGAAGCUGUGACGAUUCUUUUUUGUGAGUUGGUCGGGCUGUCUUCGGACACUUUGGAAGGGGCGAUGCAAGUCGUGGCGACUAUGAACACGGUUUUCUCGUGUUUUGAUUCGUUGGUGGAUAAAUAUGGCGUCUAUAAGGUCGAAACCGUUGGUCAAAUUUACAUGGCUGUGAGCGGAGCCCCAGAAAGAUCGACCAAUCACGUCGAAAACAUCGUCACUCUGGCUUUGGAGAUGAUCAGACAAGUUGGAGGAAUGAAAGGUUCUGAUGGUGCUAAGGUGGACAUACGAAUUGGAAUCCAUUCAGGUCCGGUUGUGGCAGGAGUGGUUGGGAUUAAAGUUCCCCGGUAUUGUUUUUUCGGAGACACGGUGAAUACUGCGUCUAGAAUGCAGUCAACAAGUUGGCCUGGAAUGAUUAAUAUUUCGGUCGACACGAAGAAACUUCUGUGCUCUGAGAAAUACAAAAUUGAAAAUCGUGGAAAAGUCAAAGUCAAAGGUAAAGGUGAAAUGGAAACAUUUUGGCUGUUUGUCUUGUAGUUGUUAAAUUAUUAUAAAUUAAUAGAAAAAGUAUGUACAAGUCGUCA
Messenger RNA from Zophobas morio, 1903 nucleotides. Its product is annotated as soluble guanylate cyclase 89Da-like. Bases 45 to 1856 code for a protein of 603 amino acids. Lineage: Eukaryota; Metazoa; Arthropoda; Insecta; Coleoptera; Tenebrionidae. The record is from RefSeq and is a predicted model, not a curated record. Gene Ontology annotation, cellular component: guanylate cyclase complex, soluble. Gene Ontology annotation, molecular function: heme binding; guanylate cyclase activity. The transcript is spliced from 13 exons. Gene Ontology annotation, biological process: response to oxygen levels; nitric oxide-cGMP-mediated signaling; cGMP biosynthetic process.